Messenger RNA from Gekko japonicus, 1200 nucleotides. It is a transcript of the gene LAMTOR3, whose product is annotated as late endosomal/lysosomal adaptor, MAPK and MTOR activator 3. Bases 126 to 500 code for a protein of 124 amino acids. Gene Ontology annotation, biological process: cellular response to amino acid stimulus; positive regulation of TOR signaling. The transcript has 7 exons. NCBI's taxonomy places the organism in Eukaryota, Metazoa, Chordata, Lepidosauria, Squamata, Gekkonidae. The record is from RefSeq and is a predicted model, not a curated record. Gene Ontology annotation, cellular component: Ragulator complex.
GGAAGGAAAGACAGGAGUCGCCUGGUUGCUUUUUGACAGUCACAUGACGGAGGCUUAAAGGGAACGGGACUCUGUGUUCAAGGCGGGAGUCUGGGCAAUUCAUUUGAUUGUCACUGUUUAAUAAGAUGGCUGACGAUCUGAAAAGAUUUCUGUACAAAAAGCUGCCAAGUGUUGAAGGACUUCAUGCUAUUGUCGUGUCAGACAGAGAUGGUGUGCCUGUUAUCAAAGUUGCCAACGAUAAUGCUCCAGAGCAUGCUCUUCGACCUGGUUUUUUGUCGACCUUUGCACUGGCAACAGAUCAGGGCAGCAAAUUAGGCCUCUCCAAAAACAAGAGUAUUAUCUGUUACUACAACACAUAUCAGGUGGUUCAGUUCAAUAGGUUACCAUUGGUAGUCAGUUUCAUCGCUAGCAGCAAUGCCAAUACAGGGUUGAUUGUAAGCUUGGAAAAAGAGCUUGCACCCUUGUUCGAAGAGCUGUGGCAGGUUGUGGAGGUAUCUUAAUCGAAUCCAUCUGCAGAAUACAACAUCUCCUCAGUACCAAACAAAAGAGAAAGUCAGUCCUUCUCAAUGACCUGCCAUGCAAAUGUCACUUCCUCAUGUUCUAAAUUUAAAAAGGAAGAUUCUUCAUUGUGCUACAUCUGAAAUCACAAAGUAAUAUGAUUAUAAAGCAAGACUGGGAGAGGUGGGCUGUAACUGCAUUCAUUAAACUAUGGGGAACUUUGAGCAACUCCCAUGGAGUUAACCUCAGGCAAUGCAUUGUGCAGAUCAUAUUUCAUGAAGUGUCCAAAGCAGGAAAAAUGGGGUUUGAUCAAAUAUGGUACCCACGGCUUCCCUCCGCCUUCUAGGCUGUCGUUCUAGAAACUGGGAGAAAAACAUUAUUUUAACAUUAUCUUGCAAUGAUCUCAUUACAAGGGGAAAUUUUGCUGGCACUGAUAGGCAGUUGGUUACUGCUGUUGUUGGUUUUUUAAAAAGACCUAAUAGACAGCUGACUGCUUUUUAACAGACACUUGCUAGCUCUUCAGCACUUUUGGUGUGGAAAUCAAAGUUCUCAGUUGUUGUUUGUUCUCUCUCUACAUAUUUCCUUGUAAAAUACAAGGAGGAUAAAAUCUGUGUCAUCCCAGUGGUCACUGAUGUCUGAGUACAUGGCAAUGGUGGUGCUUUGUGGGCUCACACUUGUUUUGCUGCCUCAUUUACCUUUGCU